Molecule: messenger RNA, 462 nt
Organism: Ixodes scapularis (black-legged tick)
Lineage: Eukaryota; Metazoa; Arthropoda; Arachnida; Ixodida; Ixodidae
Gene: SNRPG
Product: probable small nuclear ribonucleoprotein G
Exons: 4
Coding region: 130-363 (77 amino acids)
Biological process (GO): spliceosomal snRNP assembly; mRNA splicing, via spliceosome
Cellular component (GO): SMN-Sm protein complex; U12-type spliceosomal complex; U4 snRNP
Molecular function (GO): RNA binding
Source: RefSeq, a predicted model, not a curated record
GCAUUACGCAUGCGCAUUUGCUGUUCUUGUGUGGUUUUCAACGAAAAGUUGCGUUGGUGUGCGUUCGUCGGUUUUGUUCAACGCGUUCAUCAUAUUUUGGCGUAGAUUUGUUCUAAUAACUCGCACAAGAUGAGCAAGGCACAUCCGCCGGAGCUGAAGAAGUACAUGGACAAGAAAUUGUCCCUGCGCCUGAAUGGAAGCCGAGUGAUUACCGGCAUCUUGCGGGGCUUCGAUCCCUUCAUGAACCUUGUCCUCGACGAAACUGUGGAGGAAACAAAGGGUGGGGAGAAGCACGACAUCGGAAUGGUGGUUGUCAGGGGCAACAGCAUUGUUCUUCUGGAGAGUCAAGACAGAAUACUAUGAGCAAAAGACGAAGCCUCGCCAGUCAUGAUUUCCACCAUUGCCAUUCCCUCACUUGCUUUUCGUUCUGGGCUCAUGCUGAAAUAAAACAUCAACAUUGAA